This is a messenger RNA of Cryptomeria japonica (Japanese cedar), 1376 nucleotides long. Its product is annotated as BTB/POZ domain-containing protein At5g41330-like. The record is from RefSeq and is a predicted model, not a curated record. The coding region runs from base 1 to 1065 and encodes 354 amino acids. Lineage: Eukaryota; Viridiplantae; Streptophyta; Pinopsida; Cupressales; Cupressaceae. Gene Ontology annotation, molecular function: protein binding. The transcript is spliced from 4 exons.
AUGGAAACCGAUGAAGAUGAUGAAGUGGAAGUAGAAUGGGAUGAAGUUGAGGAGAGUGAAGCUGAAAAACUUGGAGACUACAACACAAAAGGAUUUGAAGCAUCUUUUUCCAGAAUUGGCAGACCCAAUAUCAAACCCAAGGGGAGGAGAGGGCGCAAAUCGAACAAACUCAAACUAGAAAUGGCAGAUAUGGCCACAUGCCAAACCAAGCUUACAACAAGGAAGGGUGCAUCCCUUCCCCAGGGUAAGAAAAACUGUAAAUACAGUGAACAGCCUGGAAUCGACCGUCUGCAACGAGGAAACGUGUUUCAGCCGUUGAAAUGUGAAACGGCUCCAACUAAGCAUGAAACAAUUUGCACAAAAUUUUGUCCCUCCAAUAAUGUGAUUUUUAGCAGUCGUGAAUCCAACAUGAAGAAUGCUCACACAAUUCUGUUAAUUGAUGUUGAAUCCUUCCGCCCCAUGGCAGAAUUGGGAUGUCAGAUAGGAUUUGGAGGCUCAGAAUUAUCACCUGCCACUAAGUUGGAGUGGAUAGGUUCACACAAUUUACUGAUGUCUUGUAGUGUUAGUGGUGGCCCAUUCGGUUACAGGUCAGAUGUGAAGUUCUGGGACAUCAAAUCACAGAAAAUUGUCUGGGAGUGCCAAGACUCUCUUUCCGAUUGUUUUGCUGAUGUGACAGUUAAUGAGCAAUUUGGCAGCAUAUUUAAAUUAGGUGUGAGGAAUGGGGGCCUUUUUAUGGUGGAUUUGAGGCAUCUCAACAACAGUAAUUCAUGGGUGGCAUUGGGGGAUACAAUUCUAGGUGUUGGAGGGGCACAAAAUAGGAUUUUGGAGUAUGGAAAGCAGGUUUUUAUUAGCAGGGGAGGGGAUAUAGAGGCAUGGUGUGAAGUGGAUCUGAGGGAGAAGUCAAAGAUUCUAAGGAAAAAUAUCAUGGAUAAUAAGCAAGGCAGCGAGAGGAUAACAAGAAUGACCGCAGGAGGGAACAAACUAUUUGUUGCUAGGAAGGGUUUGCAAGGUGUUGAAGUGUGGGAUAGUUUGAGAUCAAAGGCUGGAAGUAACAAUCUUGUUUGAGAACAGUUUCAGUGUUGGAUAAGGGAAGGUUUUUCUGUGUUGUAUCAUAUAAAGAUAGUUCACUGUGCUUCCACAAACGUGGCUUAGAAUGUUCAGAGACUUGGUUGGAAUAUGUUCCUCUAAUUUAAUAGGGAGGAGGGCGUUGCAGGUCAAGUCUCAAAUUGAAGAAUUCAAUUUUAGUCUUUAUUUUGUAAUGUAAUAUAUAUGUUUCUUUUGAUUUGUAAGUUGUUUGUGGUAUAAUUUUGCAAGCCAUUACAGUUUUAGUGUACCCAACUGAACAAAUUUCAUUCUCCAAUUCUGUAAUGUAAUAU